Messenger RNA from Cyclospora cayetanensis, 1332 nucleotides. RefSeq lists its product as uncharacterized. The transcript is spliced from 7 exons. NCBI's taxonomy places the organism in Eukaryota, Apicomplexa, Conoidasida, Eucoccidiorida, Eimeriidae. The record is from RefSeq and is a predicted model, not a curated record.
AUGCAGCUACGCUCAUCCUAUGUGUCCAUUACCCGUGAUGUCGAGACAACUUCGGGAUGCGGGCAAGAAAAGGUGGGUACAGCACCUACGUCCCAAACAGGGAGUGGGGAACUGGAGCGCUCUCGCAUUGGUCAAUUUGCUCAACAGAUGUGUAGCGCUCACUGUGUUUUACCUGAUACUAGUAGUCAGUGCAGGUGGGAUUCUCGGCGAAUUUCCGAUGAUUAUGGAAAACACUCUGCAACUCUCCGCCUCAUGAUGUACAAGCUAAAAGAGCAUCAUUACACACAGCAGCCUGAUGACGCUGGAUCCGAUAAAAGCUAUACCAUCCCUGCGCUCCCAUUGGGCGUCGACAUUACAUUCCGUACACCUAUGCAUAAAAGUCUAUUUUUGCUUAAUAAAACCACAGAUACAUCGUCUAAAAAUAAAUGCUCUUAUAGAUGUUUUGAUUUCCUGAUGCAUGACAAACGCCAGUGCAAGUUGAGGGCGGCACUUCCACUACUCUUAGGCGCUUCCCAUCUUGUAAGCGGAUUGGAACUAAUCCAUAACUUUCCGCUCCUACGGGGCGGUGUGACGGAAUCUCUUGCUGACAAUCUUGCAUGCCUAAUGUCUAACUUAGACGCACUCUUAUUAUACAUAGCAAGGCUAGCGUCCCACCCGCCGCGUGUCCCCGAAGGCAACAAGCUCGUGGACCAGAUGUCAUCAACGUUGAAACUAGAUACUUUCGACCUCAUUGAGGAGAUAAUUCACGAUUUGAGGGGAAGCGAGUACUUUGCAAAUGCAAGCUUAGCCUGUAGCUCGCCUACUUGUGUUGUACAAGAUCCAUACAUCUCAACGAAUGGUUUUUCCGGGCCAUGUUUAAAAGGCUUCUUUCCACAGGGGGCAGAGCAGUCGAAUGGUAUGGAUUUUGCAAUAGCACAGGGCCCAUAUACGACGGAAAGCGACUUUCAUGACGAAGGCGCAAGCUGCACAAUGUGUCAUGCAGACCAAUCCCCACGUCCGUUGAGUAGCACAGGUGGCCUUGCUUCGAGCAUGCCUGAGGGUUGUCUUUCUUACCUAAAUGAUGUACAAUUAUUCAUGAACCGUGGCUUGCCAGGUGGACGUGUAGUAUAUACUGGAUGGACCGGAAGUACCCCACUUGGUGCUGAUAAGACCUUGUUGAACCGUGGGAAAUUUUAAUACGGGUUAGUGUAUCUGUUUAACAACGCAAUUUAUCCCUUUCUGGAAAAAGAGUCGCAUCCGUCUGAACAGCAACGCGUGCUAGCAAUGUUUUAUUAUCUGAAGGGCAUCGGCACAGCUUUGGUGAACCCGAUGCUUUUUCAUUUCAUGGCAUAA